AUGGACGUUUCGGGGCAGGAGACGGACUGGCGGAGCGCCGCCUUCCGGCAGAAGCUGGUCAGUCAAAUCGAAGAUGCCAUGAGAAAAGCUGGUGUGGCCCACAGUAAAUCCAGCAAGGAUAUGGAGAGCCAUGUAUUCCUGAAGGCCAAGACCCGGGACGAAUACCUUUCUCUUGUGGCCAGGCUCAUUAUCCAUUUUCGAGACAUCCAUAACAAGAAAUCUCAAGCUUCUGUCAGUGACCCUAUGAAUGCACUGCAGAGCCUGACGGGUGGACCCGCCGCAGGAGCAGCCGGAAUUGGCAUGCCUUCCCGGGGCCCAGGACAGUCCCUAGGUGGGAUGGGAGGCCUUGGUGCCAUGGGGCAGCCGAUGCCUCUCUCUGGACAGCCGCCCCCCGGCACCUCAGGGAUGGCCCCCCAUGGCAUGGCUGUUGUGUCCACGGCGACCCCACAGACCCAGCUGCAGCUCCAGCAGGUGGCGCUGCAGCAGCAGCAGCAGCAGCAGCAGCAGUUCCAGCAGCAGCAGGCGGCGCUGCAGCAGCAGCAGCAGCAGCAGCUCCAGGCGCAGCAGAACGCCAUGCAGCAGCAGUUCCAGGCGGCGGUGCAGCAGCAGCAGCAGCAGCAGCACCUGCUUAAACUGCACCAUCAGAACCAGCAACAGAUACAGCAGCAGCAGCAGCUACAGAGGAUGGCACAGUUGCAGCUGCAGCAACAGCAGCAGCAGCAGGCUUUGCAGGCCCAGCCGCCAAUGCAGCAGCCGCCAAUGCAGCAGCCACAGCCUCCCCCCUCCCAGGCCCUGCCCCAGCAGCUGCAGCAGAUGCAUCACCCACAGCACCACCAGCCACAGCCCCAGCCUCAGCAGCCACCAGUGGCUCAGAACCAGCCGUCACAGCUCCCGCCACAGUCACAGACCCAGCCUUUGGUGUCGCAGGCUCCGGCCCUCCCUGGACAGAUGCUCUACCCGCAGCCUCCGCUGAAGCUUGUCCGAGCUCCGAUGGUGGUGCAGCAGCCCCCGCAGCCACCGGUGCAGCAGCAGACCGCGCCGACAGCUCAGGCCCCCCAGAUAGUGGGUUCUGGAGUCCAGGUCAGCCAGAACAGCCUCACCAUGCUGUCCUCGCCGUCGCCGGGCCAGCAGGUGCAGACCCCGCAGUCGAUGCCCCCUCCCCCACAGCCGUCCCCGCAGCCCGGCCAGCCCAGCUCUCAGCCCAACUCCAACGUCAGCUCCGGCCCUGCCCCGUCCCCCAGCAGCUUCCUGCCCAGCCCCUCACCACAGCCCUCCCAGAGUCCAGUGACAGCGCGCACCCCGCAGAACUUCAGUGUCCCCUCCCCGGGACCUUUAAACACCCCUGUGAACCCCAGCUCAGUCAUGAGCCCGGCGGGCUCCAGCCAGGCCGAGGAGCAGCAGUACCUGGACAAGCUGAGGCAGCUGUCCAAGUACAUCGAGCCCCUCCGCCGAAUGAUCAACAAGAUCGACAAGAACGAAGACAGGAAGAAGGACCUGAGUAAGAUGAAGAGCCUCCUGGACAUCCUGACUGACCCCUCCAAGAGGUGCCCCCUGAAAACUCUGCAGAAGUGUGAGAUUGCCCUGGAGAAACUCAAGAAUGACAUGGCGGUGCCCACGCCCCCGCCACCCCCGGUGCCACCAACCAAGCAGCAGUACUUGUGCCAGCCGCUCCUGGACGCCGUCCUGGCCAACAUCCGCUCGCCCGUCUUCAACCAUUCCCUGUACCGCACAUUCGUGCCAGCCAUGACGGCCAUCCAUGGCCCGCCCAUCACGGCCCCGGUGGUGUGCACCCGGAAGCGGAAGCUUGAAGAGGACGAGCGGCAGAGCAUCCCCAACGUGCUCCAGGGGGAGGUGGCCAGAUUAGACCCCAAGUUCCUGGUGAACCUGGACCCCUCUCACUGCAGUAACAACGGCACCGUCCACCUGAUAUGCAAGCUGGAUGACAAGGACCUCCCGAGCGUGCCGCCGCUGGAGCUCAGUGUGCCAGCCGACUACCCCGCCCAGAGCCCGCUGUGGAUCGACCGGCAGUGGCAGUACGACGCCAACCCCUUCCUGCAGUCGGUGCACCGAUGCAUGACCUCCAGGCUGCUGCAGCUCCCCGACAAGCACUCGGUGACAGCCCUGCUCAACACCUGGGCGGAGAGCAUCCACCAGGCCUGCCUCUCGGCCGCCUAG
This is a messenger RNA of Pipistrellus nathusii (Nathusius's pipistrelle), 2175 nucleotides long. The record is from the annotation of a GenBank genome assembly. NCBI's taxonomy places the organism in Eukaryota, Metazoa, Chordata, Mammalia, Chiroptera, Vespertilionidae.